AUGAAGUCCACCGUGUCCUUCUUGAUUGCCGUUUUCAUCGCACUGGCCGCUGCCGAUUACCAACACGCCGGAGGACAUCACGCCGGGGGACAUCACGCCGGAGGACUCUACCCCGUGGUACAACCCGGACCGGCCCAGGUGCUGACCUACCCGGGAAAGGUUCCCCUGCCACCAUGUGCCACAGUUUACCUGCUGUCCUGCAGCAAGAGCUCCCAGCAGGUGCCAUGCGGUGGAGCCGAACACGGCGAACACUACGUUCCGGAGGCAGUUCCCUACCCACAUGCCGCCCCGGCUCAUCAUCACGAACCGGCUCCCGCGUAUAAACCAGCGCCAGCUCCUUACCACCAUGCCCCAGCACCGGCACCAGCCAAGUACUGA
Messenger RNA from Armigeres subalbatus, 378 nucleotides. RefSeq names its product inactive histone-lysine N-methyltransferase 2E-like. The transcript has a single exon. NCBI's taxonomy places the organism in Eukaryota, Metazoa, Arthropoda, Insecta, Diptera, Culicidae. The record is from RefSeq and is a predicted model, not a curated record. Bases 1 to 378 code for a protein of 125 amino acids.